This is a messenger RNA of Passer montanus (Eurasian tree sparrow), 6551 nucleotides long. RefSeq names its product myelin protein zero like 1 (gene MPZL1). The record is from RefSeq and is a predicted model, not a curated record. Gene Ontology annotation, cellular component: membrane; focal adhesion; cell surface. The transcript is spliced from 5 exons. Lineage: Eukaryota; Metazoa; Chordata; Aves; Passeriformes; Passeridae. The coding region runs from base 1 to 867 and encodes 288 amino acids.
AUGCAAUGCCUGUGCAAUCACCCGAUGCAGAAGUCAUUGAUGCCUCUUCUCUUCUGCUCUUCUAGGCAGUGUGAUGUGAACUUCCUCGUUCUCAAAGCAGCCCUGAUGUGUCUUGUUCUCCUCCUUUCUUCUCUUUGCCUUUCCCAUGCAGUCCAAGUAUCAGCAGUAGAGGUCAACACCCCGGAGGAGAUGUUUGUGGAGAACGGGACGGACGCGAAGCUCCCAUGCACGUUCACAUCCGUAGAAGUGAUCAGCAGUGCAGCAUCUGUCUCCUGGAGCUUUCAACCAGAGGGAGCAGCCACUCGUAUCUCAUUUUUCUAUUACUCUAAUGGGAAGUCAUACCCUGGAAAAGACAUACCAUUUAAAGACAGGAUCACCUGGGCUGGAGAUCUUAACAAGAAAGAUGCUUCUAUCAUGAUAUCAAACAUGCAGUUCCGGGACAACGGCACGUACAUUUGUGAUGUCAAGAACCCACCUGACAUUGUUGUCAAACCAGGAGAAAUCCGAGUCAGAGUUGUGGAGAAAGACAGCCUGCCUGCGUUCCCCAUUGCCACCGUGGCAGGGAUAGCCAUCGGUACGGUUACAGGUCUCUCAUCGCUCAUCUCUAUUGUCGUGUGUCUUGUCAUCAGAAAGAACAACUCUAAAAAACGAUACUCUGGCUGCAGUACCUCUGAGAGCUUGAUGUCUCCGGUUAAGCAAGCUCCGCAGAAGGCGCCCUCCGACACAGAGGGCCUGGUAAACAGCGUGCCCGCCAGAUCACACCAGGGCCCAGUCAUUUACGCGCAGUUAGAUCACUCCGGGGGACAGCACAGCGACAAGAUCAACAAGUCAGAGUCUGUGGUCUACGCCGACAUUCGGAAGAACUGAGAUCCUCAGCUAUCCAAAGGACAACACACGUUCAGACUGGAAUUGCUUGAGCAAGAUUUGACCCAGAGAACUCACAUGUGGCCUUUGAUGCCUAGGCUAGGACCAAUGCAUGUGCAUACAGAGGGAGAGAUAUAUAUGUAUUGUGUGUAAAUAGUCUAUUUAAUCGUACAGAAGUGAGACCAAUGUUGCAUGUUGAAAUGCGGUAAGAAUUUUGCUUAUAAAUUGCCAAUAUUCUUUUUUUUUUUUUUGUAUCUUGUGUGACGAGAGAGAAAGUGAAAACUCGCAUCACAAUUUUAAAAUAUUUUUAUCUUGAUUAUUAAUGGAGAAACUGGAAGAUGCCUGAAGAUUCUAGAUUGACCUGGAGAUUUUUUUUCUUUGCUUAUAGGGCCUAAUUUCUUUUGUUGAGGUGACUAUAAAGAAGACAUUUUCUUUAUAUUCAGAAUUCUUUAUGUAUACAGGGUAUUUAUCUUUCCUUGGUCAGAUUAUCAGUACAGGUUGCCUUCUCGUGUAAACUGGACCCUCUCACUUGGUUUUGUAAGCCAAAUUGUGACUCCUAGCUAUCAGAAAUGUAUGUCUUAGCAGUGUGAGUGAAGGAAACCUUUAGGCCUACCUGACCUGUGUAACAUGGGUCACAAAACUGUUUACUUCUCAAUGAGCCCAGCUAUUCAAGCUGUCCUUUAAGGGGCAAGGGAUGGUGUUGAUUUAAUGAAUUUUGUGAAAUGGUAGUUUACCUGUGAAAAGGAAGGAGAUAGUGAAUUAAAGGCAUAGGAAGCUGUAGCUGUAGGUGGUUACCUCAGACUCUGUUGAACCUUUCAGUGAAAUAUUUUGUCCUCAAAGCUCUGUCAUUUCAUGCAAGCAUUAAAAAGGGCUCCAAGGGAUCUGGAAGCUGUAGUACUCCCAUACCUCUCUUCCAUGGCUCCAUUAUGCCACUGUCACCUCCGUGGAGGUGCUUUAUCUGUUCUCAAAAGCCUGUAGUGGAGGCUGAACAACUUCUGGAGGAAAUCUAGGGCUCUUUGGUUUUUUUGAUGUGUGUUUUGUUUUUUUUUUGUGUGACCAAUAUUUGCACAGAAGAUGCAGAUGGGCAGUUUAUUUCCUUCAUACCUUCAAGCCUGCUGCUUGAAUGCAGUUGUCCAGCCUCUUGUUUCUAGGUUAAACUCCUCCUAGAUUAUUAAGGAUCUCUGCUGAUGAGGAUUUCUUUUGCUGACCCAUUGUAUCCUGAAAUCUGGUGCUCAAAACUAGAAGUGGCCUUCCAGCAGAGAUCUUCUCAAAGUGACACAUAGAAGAAGGAUUUCUGUUUUGUACAUCCCAAUGUAGUGGUUUUGUUUUGGGUUGGGUUUUUUUUGGCAGCAAAUAAUUUUCAGAUUGGUCUAUGGCAACCACUUUUCUCUGAUUCUUACCCACUUCCUAGUUCAGUGUGUUUCAGAAUCAGUCCCAGAAUGGUUGAGGUUGGAGGGACCUCUGGAGAUCAUCCAGUCUUCCUCCAGCAGGGUCAGCCAGAGGAGGCUGCCCAGCCCUGUGCCCAGUUUCGAGCAUCUCCACAGGUGGGACCUCUAGAGCAUCUCUGGGCAACCUGUUCCAAAAAACCUCAAGCCCACAUUUGACUCCUAACACCAAGCACAUGCAAAAUAGUUACAGGCCCAUGGCAGACUCUUUUACAACCUCGUUAGAUAAUCCUUUAAUUAUGACAGUGCAAUUUUAAUAACUAUUUUGUGUACAGUGGGCAUUUUUUCCCCAAGAAAAUUAGGUAUGGCAACACUGUAUUCUUUCAUCAGGAUCAGACUUUUCUGGUUUCCUGACAACAGCUGCCUUUAUUAGAAAAGAACAGCUUUAUUUUUGUAUACAUGCACUGGGUAGAUCUUAGGACAUUGUCCUCAAAGCCAGAACCAGCUUCUUAAAACUGGGGCUCAGAAGGAAACCAUGGAUUAAUUUAUUCUGCCAUAUGUCAGUUGCUAAUCCUGCAAUAUCUGAAUUUGUGUAAUUCUUCUUCCAAGACUUGGCUGGUAUCAAAAAAAAGGACAUGUUUCAGUUUUAAAGCAUCAGUUCUCAGGUAUUUGCCAAGUCUUGUAGGGAACUGAGACACGGAGCUGUGGCUAACUAACAACUCUGUAAAUAUUUUAACAUUUUAUUUUUUGGCAAUAACACAUACAAGAUGAAAAAUGGACAAAUUUCUUCUUCACAGGAGACCUUUAAAUAUCUUCUUCUACUUUAUGGAUUAAGCUGGGUUUUUUAGCAAGACUCCACAUGAAGGGCUAUGGUGCUUGUACCCAGUGCUGGCAGCUGAUGGAGUGGGACCCACUCACCCCAGAAACUUUCAAGGGUAAUUUGUCCACUCAAGCUUCCAUCUGUUGAUAAGAUCCACUGCCUUGGUUGCUGCAGUGCUGAUGCUGGUGACUGUAGUCAGGAAAUUCUUUACUCAGAAGAUGGUGAGGCCCUGGCACAGCUUGCCCAGAGAAGCUGUGGAUGCCCCAUCCCUGGAAGUGUUCAGUGUCUGGUUGGAUGGGGCUCUGAGCAGCCUGCUCUGAUGGAAGUGUCCCUGCCCAUGGCAUGGGGUUGGAACUAGGUGAUCUUUAAGGUCCUUCCCAACCCAGUCCAGUGUGUGAUUCUGUGGUUCUGUAGGGUCUUCUCAAGUGCUGAAUUCUGCACCUGGCAGCCAGGGGGGACAUCCCUGUCCUGGGGGGAACCAUGCCCAGCACUGCCAGCUGGGCAAGGGCAGGGAUUGUCCCACUCUGCUCUGGGCUGGGGCGGCCUCACCUCCAGUCCUGGGGCAGUUCUGGGUGCCACAAUAUAAAAAGACAUGGAGCCAUUGGAGAGUGUCCAAAGGAGGCCACGAGGACGGUGAAGGGACUGGAGGGGAAGCCUGCUGACAAAUGGCUGAGGUCACUUGGUCUGUUCAGCCUGGAGGAGACUGAGGGGAGACCUCACUGUGCUCUUCAACACCCUCAUGAAAGAAGAGAAGGGGCAGGCACUGCUCUCUUCACUCUGACAGGACCCAAGGGAAUGGCAUGAAAUGAAUCACAGGAGGUUUAGGUGGGAUAUCAGGAAAAUGUUUUUCACCCAGAGGGUGGGCACUGAACAGGGUCCCAGGGCAGUGGUCACAGCACCAGGCCUGACAGAGUUCAAGAAGUGUUUGGACACUACUCUCAGGCACGUGGUGUGACUUCUGGGGUGUUCUGCCCAGGGCCAGGAGUUGGACUCGAUGAGCCUGAUGGGUCCCUUCCAACCCAGUAUAAAUUAUGAUUAAGAUCAGGAGGAAUCCUGCUGCUGCUGCUUUCCUUAUCAGGCUUUACUUCCCAACAUUUAUUUUACACUUAAUAAAACAUUAAUGCUUUGGAUGUGGUUGAUGGAGAAACUUGAUUUUGAUCUGCCUGUGUUCAUCCCUGUGCAUCACCAUCUUGCUCCCCCAACAUUUUUGAGUAAGAAGGAGAAUUGUGAUGAAUGUGGCGGUCAGAAACUUGCUGCUAUGAGAAGAUGGGGCUGGCCUUGCCUCUGAAGUCUGCUACUAAUGUUUGCUUCUUUUCCUGCUGGAAUGUACUGGAGAAUCUGAGCACAAUUCUGAUGUGGUGCUAACUUUAGGAAGCACACGAAUCCGGUGCUAACUUUAGGACUGAUCUGGUGCUAACUUUAGGGGACACACUGGUCUGGCUGAUUUUAACUGACUUAAGGAGACGUCUCCUUGCAUGGCUUUUGUCUAGCUACAGGUAUGUUCAUAUUGCCUAGACUGAGAAGGCUCCCUGUAAGGCUUCUUGGGUCCUCUUUAUGAAGGCAGAAUGAACUUGGAAGUAUUUUUAAAAAACACUAAACAUCCUUUUAAAAAGAAACAAAAGUCUUCCCCCUGGAAUGGCAGAAAUCUGUCUGAAUCCCACUCCAGUGUCAAGGCUGAUUUUUGGGGUUUGGUUAUUUUUUUUUUUUUGUCAUGGAAAAGUGAGCAAUAUAAUUAUUAAGUAAUGUAUUCAUGCUGAAGUCAAAAGAACUUCAGCAUUGUGAGACAAUACUUGUGAACUUUCUGUUCCUCAGGUUAUCUGAGAUGGUUUAAGGAUAUGAUAACCUGUGCUGAUGAAAGGGACUGAUGCUGAGUUGGCUUACUUAGUAAAGUCUCAGGAGACAGAGGACUUCUCUUCCUUGAUGGGUAGAGCAAGCAGAGAUUUAAGUCAGACAAGGUCAUAAUAUCCUGAUGUUCUGGUGACCAGAAGUUUAACUCUGAUUGCUCUGCUGCUGCUGUUCUCUCAAUUCUCUGAUGCUGUUCCUUGCAGGAGGAAAAGAACAGCUUGGACUUUGAGGAACACAAAGGGUGUUGUCCUUGUCCUCUUGUGGCACUGCUGCCAGCUCUUUUAAGGAUCAUCUAUUUUCAAAACAAGUGCUGCAUGCCAGGCUUGCAGCAGCCCAGAGGAGGAGCAGGCAUCUCUCUUGAGGCAGUAGCCAGUGACUAAAACAAAUAGGGGGGUCAUUGCUCCUGGAUGGUGGACCUGGGAGGGCCUGUGUGAUGAAAGACUUGCAAUAAAUUCUCUUAUUCAUCAUGCAAACAAAACUGGGAUCAGUCUGAAAUCUUCCUUAUUUUUGACUAAUUGAUAAAUUAAUUUCAAGAGGACUACAAAUAAGGUAAUCAAGCUAAGUAUAUUGGUAGUGUACUCAGUCCAUCAGGUUUCCAUGGCCCCUUUUGACUUCAGCAGUUGUUCUGUGAGGAAGAUGCUCACCAUGUUCACAAAAGCUUAGCAUUAAGAGCCUUUACAGUGGGGCAGAUAUGUCCCUGCAACUCAUUGCCUGAUGUGUCAUUUAUAACUGGAGACCUGUAGGGUUUUGUUUUCUCUCAAAGCUUUAGUGGUAUUUCAGUUUGUGACUAGAAGAGCUGUAAUUAGGUUUUUAAACUUUUUAAAGCUGUGAGAAUUGUCUAGGUAACCAUCUGUCUUGUAAUUGCAGUAAAGGUGUGCAUGCAACUUAAAAGCUGCAUUGCCUUAGAGUGGAUUCACUGAGGUCAGGUAUGGAGUUUUUGAUUUGUGACUGGAACACCUUCACUCUGUACUGGAAUCUUGUCUUGGAAUUCUACAGUAUUAGUGUAUCUGCCAAGGACCUCAAAUACAAAAAGUUCUUAUUGCAUCAUAGCUGAUGGAAAUAUUUCCUCAAUAAAACUACCAAGAGAGAAGGUGGGUGGGACUUCUGGGCUAUGGCCACACCUCUGCAGCGUAACAUUUUUAUACGGGAGACUACAAAAUCAUAUUAACAAGGCUCAGCAAUUAUUCUCUUCUUUAGGUUUCUCUUUCCCUUCUCUUUACUGCCCUAAAGCUAAUAAGCCCUUUCAUUUACAGGCAUUUUUGCACUCUAAAAUAUAAGUUCAAUGCCUUUGGAGAUCAGUGUGCUGUGCAAUGUUUUCUGUCUCCCUGCCAUGCCAACUGUUCUUAUGUGGUAACUGUAAUUGAAAACAUAGACUGGGUACUUUUCUUUUGUAAACCUCUGUCCUGGAGGUGUGCAAGACAACAAACACCUGUAAGACAGGUGUAUAAUCUCUGUGAGGGAGCUAGAUAUGCAUUGCAUGGCCUGAUUACAUGAAGAGCCAGUGUACCAACUGUUAGUGCUUUUGCUUUUACAGACUCAUCUGGAAACAGUUAUAUUGGAUAUUUUUUCUUGAAUGGACUUCAAUGUUUUCUAUUGUAAUCUUGUGAAUAUUUUAAUACACUUUUUUUUUCCCAUUA